GCGGGCAGUGACCCAGAGGCUGUCGCGCGGUGCACAGAUAAGACGUCGAGCGUGCGCAGGCGCUCGGCUUAGAGGACUGCCGGAAGCUAAGAUGGCGCAGAGGUGUUUUCCAGGCCGCAGCUGGCGCCGUAUCAGUAUCUAAGCGGAGUGUUUUGGAAGGAGUUAAGGGGCUGUGGCAAACUCCCUCUCAGCCGUGAUGGCCCGGCAUCGGAAUGUUCGAGGUUAUAACUACGAUGAAGAUUUUGAAGAUGAUGAUCUCUAUGGCCAGUCUGUAGAGGAUGAUUAUUGUAUUUCGCCAUCAACAGCUGCUCAGUUUAUUUAUUCACGGCGUGACAAACCUUCCGUUGAGCCUGUAGAAGAAUAUGAUUAUGAAGAUCUGAAAGAAUCUUCCAAUUCUGUUUCGAACCAUCAGCUCAGUGGAUUUGAUCAAGCUCGUCUUUAUUCAUGCCUUGAUCACAUGAGAGAGGUACUUGGAGAUGCUGUGCCAGAUGACAUAUUAAUUGAAGCAGUUCUGAAGAACAAGUUUGAUGUGCAGAAGGCUUUGUCAGGGGUUCUGGAACAAGAUAGUGUGCAGAAUUUGAAGGACAAGAAUGAGGGAACUGUAUCUACAGGAAAGAUAGCAAAAGGAGUCUUAUUUUCUUCUGAAGUUUCAGCUGAUGAUGGUCAAAGUUCUCAUCCUCAGUCAGCAAAUCAUUUGGAUUAUAGUAGCAAACCCUUUGAUUUUUCUAGCUCAGUAGGAAAAUAUGGAUUAUCUCUUAAUUCUUCAGUUCCAAGUCACUGUUUGCUCCAUAGAAAAAAGCAUCUUAACAGACUUAAAAGUGAAAAGAAACUAGAAUCAUGUAAGUUAACAAAAGAACUUUCACUAGCUGACCUAAUUCAUGAUAUAUCAAGAGAUUCCUGUGAAAGUCAGCCAUCAGUCAGAUUAUCAUCUACAGAUAGUCUGGAAAGCCUACUUUCAAAGAAACUAGAUGCUGAUUUGUUGAGACCUUAUGCAUCUGAAUGUGUUUCCAUAGAUGAUUCUGCAUUCAAAGAAGUACCAGAUUUGAAGUCCAUAAUGAUAAAGAGCACAACACCAAAUAAUUCUUUAUAUGUUCAAAAUAAUUCACUAUCUGAUUUUCAAAACAUUCCAGUACAGGAUGGUUUAGGAAGUUCAAAUAAUCCUUUGUACUUAACUAGCUCAUUGGAAAAUAUGACUGUUGAUAAUUUAAAUGCUAGUAAAAAAACUGAAGUUGGAAGUGUUCCUUCAGUUGAACAAAGUGCCAAGAAUUACAGUUUUAAAAAUGACAAUUUGCAAGUUUCUCAAUGUGAAAGUCCAUCCCUAACUGAACUGUUUCAAGAACACAAAGAAAACAAUAUAAACCAGUGCUUUACUUUAUCUGAUCUUUGUAACCAGUCAUCUGCCAGUUUCACAGAUCUAAGUUUGGGAUCCUUUCCCUUGUCACAAUUAGCAAAUCGCUGUCAGUCUUCACCUGGAAUAUCAGAAUUAACAGGAUCUCUGUCAUCAUUGGCAUUUCAUAAAGCUUCUCCCACAAGAGACCUUGAGAAUUUGUCACUUUCUGAACUGAUUGCAGAAACCAUUGACAUAGACAACUCUCAGAUUAAGAAGGAGUCCUUUGAGGUCAGUUUAUCUGAAGUUAGGUCUCCUGGAAUAGAUUCAAAUAUUGAUCUUAGUGUCCUUAUAAAAAACCCAGAUGUUGUUCCAAAGCCUAUAGUAGACCAAAUGGUUGCUCCAUCAUCACGAUCUAAAGUUCUAAGUUCAAAGCUAGGGAAGAAUUCCAAUUUUGCUAAGGAUAAUAGGAAAAACAAUAAAGGCUCUCUGACUAGGAAACCACCUUUUUCUCUCUCUUGGACCAAGGCCCUUGCUGCUAGACCUUCAGCUUUUGCCACAACACUGUGUCUUCGUUACCCACUGAAAAGCUGCAAGCGACGCACCCUUAACCUCUAUAAGACUUUUGUUUAUAGUAGACAAGUUGAAGAUGUAAAGGACAAAGAAAUAAGUCCUCUUGUAGCAAUAACACCAUUUGACUUCAAAUCAGCAUCACCUGAUGACAUUGUAAAAGCUAAUCAAAAAAAAGCAUUUACUAGAGAAUAGUAACACAAGGAAAACUCAAUUGCUGUUGUAGAGCUUUUUAUUUUUAAUUAAAGUCUUCAGAGGAUCACUUUAUAUUAUGGGAUUCAAAUUGUGAUUUUUAUGAAAAUUGUUAUAGGUCAGUUGAUUGGUUGAUACAUAUUUUUGCACUGAAUUUUUUUUUUAACUACGUCUUCUUUUAGUGAUAACUGACUUUAUUUAAGUUGGUAACUUACACUGAGUAUAUGUUUACAAAGUGGAUAUGGAAACUUGAUGUUGUGAAAUCAGACCUCAGAUAUUUCUGUUUGAAGCAUUCAACUUUCUAUGUUUUUUAUGAUGAAAUAUUUUUUUUCUGUGAUAAAAUAUUUUUGUACUUUGUCCUUAAACGAAAAUGCCAGCACUUGGGAUUAUUAUAGUUUAGUGUGAAGAUAUUUCUUAUGUGGCACAGCAUAGCUGAGACAUUAUAUUUUAAAGUAGGAUGUAAUUCUUAUUUUUCUGUAGAUAAAUACUAGAAUUUUUCUAUUAGGAAGUCUUAAAAUUCCUGACUUUUGAGAGUGCUAUGGAGAUUGUUGAAAUACAUUUUUGAUGAUAAUAAAAUGAAAAUCUUUUAAGGGACCAUGUAAAUAGAGAAGUUGGAUUAAUAUGUGAAUUAUUUUUAUACAUUUUUAAAACCAUUUGUCCUGAAGAUACACUUUAAAAUAAAUAAAUAUAUAAUAAGUGUUUUCAAGUAUGGUUGCAUGUUCUUUGAAUGGAGAAUUUUACCAGAUCUCUUUAACUUGUUCUUUUUUUUUUUUUUUUUUUUUUGAGAUGGAGUCUCACUCUGUCACCAGGCUGGAGUGCAGUAGUGCGAUCUUGGUUCACUGCAACCUCCGCCUCCCAGGUUCAAGCGGUUCUCCUGCCUCAGCCUCUUAUGUAGCUUGGACUACAGGCACACACCACCAUACCCAGCUAAUUUUUGUAUUUUUAGUAGAUGUGGGGUUUCACCAUGUUGGCCAAGAUGGUCUCGAGCUCUUGACCUCCUGAUCCACUGCCUCAGCCUCCUAAAGUGCUGAAAUUGCAGGGGUAAGCCACUGCACCUGGCUUAACUUGUUCUUUACAAUAAGUAAUGGAAUAUGGAGCUUUCGUUUUUGCUUCUGACAGCUGUGUUUCCCACAGUGACAAAGUUUCAGCAAUGGAGGAUCAGUAAGAGCUUUUUUAAUCAUUAGAGUAAGUUUGUAAUUCAUCCCUUAAAGCAGUGGUUCUUAACUAGCAAUCAUAAUCACCCGAGAAAUUAUUUCAGAACACAGAUACUGUAGCUUUACUCCAUACAUGCUUGAGCAGGCUCUGAGGAAUGGUACUUGGGAAUGUGUAUUUUCAAAAUUAUCCCCCCAAAUGAUGUGUAUUUCUGUCCAAGAACCAUUGCCUUAAAGGGAGAAAUCAGUAGAAUGGAGUUACCAAUGCUAAAAUAACGUCUGACCAACUUGAAAAGAAUAAUUUCUAGAAAUCAGGAAUACCAAGGAAAAAUGCUACUUAGGAAGUAUGGCUUUUUGCACAAAAUGAUGCAGAUAUUAGUAGUAUUCUUUGCAAAAACAUAAUACAGUAGUAUCUAAAAUAUUUUGUUACUAUUUUUUGAGACGGAGUCUUACUCUGUUCCCCUGGCUGGAGUGCAGUGGCGCAAUCUCAGCGCAAUCUCCACCUCUCAGGUUCAAGCAGUUCUUCUGUCUCAGCCCCCCAAGUAGCUGGGAUUAUGGGCGUGCCCCACCAUACCUGGCUAAUUUCUGUACUUUAGUAGAGAUGGGGUUUCACCAUAUUGGCCAUGCUGGUCUCGAACUCCUGACCUCAGGUGAUCUGGCUGCUGUGGCCUCCCAAAGUGCUGGGAUUACAGGUGUGAGCUACCACACCUGGCCAAAUAAUACUUUUUUUUCCUCUGGCAGCUACUUCACUGUGCAUUUGAUAAUUUUUUGUAUUAUUUUGUUUCUGUUUAUUUUCAGAAUGAUGUUCCAAAAUUUUAAUCUCUAUGUGUUGUUUUUAUGUUCAGUAUUUUGAGGGAAAAGUUAAGAUGGCAUUAUGUCCUUUUUUUUUUUUUUAAACCAAAUACUUCUUGAUUUCUUGUGGUGUCUUCAGGUUUUUUUUUUUUUAAGAUGGAAUUUUGCUCUUGUUGCCCAGGCUGGAGUGCAAUGGCUCAAUCUUGGCUCAUUGCAACCUCUGCCACCUGGGUUCAAGUGAUUCUCCUGCCUCAGCGUCCAAAGUAGCUGAGAUUCUAGGCAUAUGCGCCACCACGCCCAGCUAAUUUUGUAUUUUUAGUAGAGAUGGAGUUUCUCCAUGUUGGUCAGGCUGGUCUCAAACUCCUGUCCUCAGGUGAUCUGCCUGCCUUGGCCUCCCAAAGUGCAGAGAUUACUGGCAUGAGCCACCACGCCUGGCCCAGGUUUUUUUUUUUUUUAAUUGAGUAUUUCAGUGCACCAUAAUACUAAUGCUUAGGAGAUGUUUAAAUCACAAGCUAUAUUUUGUGAUUGAUUUCAAAAUUUGAAUUAUCCCAAUGGUUGAGAUUGUUUUUCUAGUCUAGGACCUUGAUCAAACAAUUUAGUAACUUUGAAUUAGUGUAAGACUGAACUAGAUGUAUGUAUAGGCAGUCUACAAUUUAGGGAGUGAAUUAAGUGAAUUCUAAGAGUUAGUUUGUAACUGAUGAUAUUCCUGAUGGAUUCAGUGCUACACAAGUGGUCCACAUUGCACAUGAAUCCACAAAUACUUAUUUAAUGUAAACUGUAGUUGAAUAGCAGCACUAUUGUGUUGCCUUCUUUUAUAACAAAGUGAUUUUCAAGUGGAAGUACUUUUAAAGCCAUGUAGUAGACCUUGUAGGGUCAACUAGGUCUGCAUUUGUUGGCUGAGGGGGUUGUAAUUACCAUGUAUGAGAUUCUGUAGUAUAGGGUAGUAAGAGAAGACAACAAUGUCUUAAAUAGGUUUCCAGGCUUCCUAUUUUACUUGGCUUGGCUGCUGGCCUGUAUAUGACAGGCAUGUAUAUGACAAGUGCUUGCGCUGUAGACUAAGGGAAUGUCACAGUCUCUGAGAUUGCAAAGGUGGAACUGUGCAGACCCUUCCAUCUAACACCCUUGGCCAUUGGUCCUUGAUGAAAAGCCAAGUGCCUGCUUGUUCUUGAAUAUAUUCCUUGUGAUGAUUGUUGGCACUAAGUGUAUAUUCUGUAUCAGCUGCUGUUUAUUGAUUGACUGCUGUCUUAGUGGCUCAGGUAUGCUAGAUGUUUUAGUUUACUUUAUUUUUCAAUUCACUUAUAAAUUUUAAAAUGCAAAGCUGUUUUUAUUUGCAUUAUGAUCAAGGGCAUUAAUAAUUUAUUUUAGGAAUAGAAAUAAUAUUAUGAUUAUAUUCUAAAGGAUAUACAAUAAAUUGCCAAGAACCAGGGUUUCAUUUCUGUACAGAGUACUUCUUAAAACUUUUCCUUUUUGUUUUACCUUUACCCCUUUCUUAGUUACUAAACUGGCAUUUUAACCUCUUUUUCUCCUUUCACUUUUGCAUCUGUCUUUCUUAAAUUCGUCCUUUGUCCUUUUGCUUCUCAUAUAUAAUAAUAACUAUAGUCAGUAUUUUAUAAUUAGGUUUUAGUACUCAGUGGGGAGAAUCAUGUAACUAAUUGCUAUACCAGGGAUAAAACUAAUAAGGUGCUCAUUUUUUGUAAGUAAAAGGAACCACUGAAAAUAAAUACAGUUAAAGAGAAAAAUAAUUAGUAAAUAUGAUUAUUUACCUUUUUUAAAUUAACCCUGAAUCUGUAUGUGGACCAUUGCAAAUAAACAAGUAUACACUGUAUAUUGAGAAAGAACUGUGUGUCAACAUGUUUUCUCUUUUGUGUUCAUGCAACUAUAGAUUUGGUUAUAAAGUCAGUUUUAUAGUAGUUUAGGAAUUAUUUUCUAUUAUAUAUAAACAGUAGAAUGUAUAUAGAUAAUGUUGAGUGGACUGGGAGGGAUUAAUAUGAAUUUCUAUACUAAUUUUCCUUUAUUUAUAUACUUAUAAUGACAUAAAGCUCAGUUUAUGCAGUUAUACAAUUUUAGUUUUUAGAUUGUAAAAUAUGUGUUACAUUUUGAGUGUAUAUAUACAUUUUGUAAAAGCUACAUUGAAAGAAAUUAAAAUUCUGAGCUUUUCCUAAAUCAACUGUAAAAACAUGCAGUCUAUCCAUUAGGAUUUUCUAUAUAAACUUGAUAUUUCUGAAUGCUCUUUUAAUAAUUUACGCUGAAAGUACUAUUUUAUUUCUAUAAACAAAUUAAAAAAACAAACUA
This is a messenger RNA of Callithrix jacchus (white-tufted-ear marmoset), 6324 nucleotides long. It is a transcript of the gene HBS1L, whose product is annotated as HBS1 like translational GTPase. Gene Ontology annotation, molecular function: GTPase activity; GTP binding. The record is from RefSeq and is a predicted model, not a curated record. NCBI's taxonomy places the organism in Eukaryota, Metazoa, Chordata, Mammalia, Primates, Cebidae.